CUCCUUGAGUCACGGUUUCCCUGACGGUCUCCUCGCUUUCUCUCGUGGUGGGCAUGCGCUACAUCCAUUCGUCUCCCAUCCUACCACCAGGACUGGUCACCUUGGGUUGCGUUGAGCACGCGAAUGGCUGCUGUGACCCUCCGUUUUUUUCACUGACUUGCGGGUCCGCUGGGUGAUUCUAGAAGCGUUUUCUAGAGGUAUCUCAGCCCAAGUCUAAAUGUUUCACCUGGCCGUGUUCGAGGAGGCUACCUGCCGCAUCCCGGUCGUCUCUGGUGCUCAAGUACGCGUGCGCGGUGCUGUUGUAAAUAUCAGGAUUCCCGUCUUCUCUCGUCCCUCAGCUGCAACGCGGUUACUGCGGGGUGGCUCCUUCACCUGGUCGCCGUUUGUGUGCCUUCAACAUGGGUCCUCGGCAAGCCGUUGCUGCUCAGGGAAGUUAAGAUCGAGGGCGUUCCACCCUUCCGCAGAGGAGCCGGAGACCAGCUUUGAGGACAGCCUGAGCCCGUUAGACUCAGCACUUCACCGCGAGAAGCCAGCAGACCUCUGUGGAAGACCGUUGUCCGCCAUUCCCCUUGACCUGAAUCCGGGCCGUCUUGAUCACAGGGAGACCUCGGUUAGCGCAGGGAAUAAGAUACACAGACCUAUCGUUCGAUCGCCCAGCCAUACACAUACUCUGCCCGCCUUCUUGCCUCUCUCUCUUAGACCGCAGCGUAGGCCAUCGGUAGCUGCUUCUGCUGUCUCACCGAGGACCGCAGGUGUGACGAGCGAUCAGGCCCCGCUGAACCAGUUACAUUCACUGCCGUCUGUGGCGGGCUUCAAUAGCAUCGACCCGGGCGACAGAACCAGGCGGACACCAGAAGAGGGCUCUGCGUCUCCCAAGCUGGUUCCGGGCAGUUUAGGGCAAGGCUUUUCUACGUGGAGCGGAGCCGUGGGUCUUCUUGCUGUCUUGACUGGCCAGUUGUCGGGAAAUCUGUAUCGGCUGAUCGGCGCCACUGCUGCUCUCUCCACGUCCACUGCCACCUGCCUGCCGCUCUCUCCGGCAUCGUCUCCGUCCACGUACAGGCUAAUGGACGCGGGGGUUAAUGAACCCGCCACAGUCACGGCGGCCGACAUUGGGGAUGUGGACCAGCUACAGGCAUGGUUGGAGGCGAGGCUGCCGGGCGGCAAGGCGGUGCUGGAGAGGUGGGGCAGUGAGCGGGGCACGAAGCGGGUGGCGAACCUGUGGCAGGAGCUGACGGAGGGCGAGGUGUGCCUGGUGGACUCCAGUCCCCCGCUGCGCAAGGUGAGCGUGGUGAGCGUGCACGUGCGGCACGCGCGCACGGGCAGGGUGCUGGUGGAGGCCAUGCAGGAGAUGGCGGACGGUACGGUGCGCGCCAGGAAUCGCCCGCUCUCCGAGAAGAUGCGCCCCACGGAGAACCCUCUGGACGCGUGCCGGCGCGGCAUUCUCGAGGAGCUGGGGGAUGACCUCGGGGCCAGCGACCGGGUGACGGUGCUGGCGGACACGCUGCGGCGGCAGGUGGAGGAGCGCGACUCGUUCUCGUACCCGGGGCUGCGCACGCAGUACGAGAUCCACGUGGUGGGCGCCGUGGUGGCGGGCCUGCCCGACGCGAGUUUCUGCACCGUGGAGAACGAGGGCGAGGACAAGGACAAGGCGCACGCUUCGCUGCACAGGUGCGCCGCUGUCAGGGGGGACGGCCCAUGCUUGUGGGCCGCCAGCACGACCGGCGAGCCCGGGCCCAGGCCAUGCGGGCGAGGUGGUGCAGGUGCGGCGAGCAGGGGGGCAGUGUGUUCAAGUGAGGGCGAGGCGCAGGGCAGUGCGAGUGACGGUGAACAGCGUGCCCUGGGCGUGAAGAGGCACUUCUGGGUGUGGACGGACAGAAGCUGACAGACCAGCCUGUGCUUUGUGUACAGAGUUAAUGCCGUUGCCCUCCCUAGAUUGUUUGUAGGUAGUCCCAGUCACGGUACAAGUCUUGUGCUCAUAACUUAGUUGCAGCUGAACAUUGAUCUCUUAAAAAGUCCAUGCAGGAUUUGUUCCAGG
Molecule: messenger RNA, 2035 nt
Organism: Closterium sp. NIES-67
Lineage: Eukaryota; Viridiplantae; Streptophyta; Zygnematophyceae; Desmidiales; Closteriaceae
Source: the annotation of a GenBank genome assembly